Molecule: messenger RNA, 4045 nt
Organism: Ostrinia furnacalis (Asian corn borer)
Lineage: Eukaryota; Metazoa; Arthropoda; Insecta; Lepidoptera; Crambidae
Product: protein groucho
Exons: 18
Coding region: 352-2502 (716 amino acids)
Biological process (GO): negative regulation of canonical Wnt signaling pathway; regulation of DNA-templated transcription
Cellular component (GO): nucleus; transcription regulator complex
Molecular function (GO): protein binding; transcription corepressor activity
Source: RefSeq, a predicted model, not a curated record
CAAAAAUUACGGCGUGGAUUUAUGGUUAAAAUUUAGCGAAACUGUCUGUUGCUUGUUUUACAAAGUAAUUGUUGAAUUAGAGUUUUACACAGAAUUUUAUAAGCCUGUUUGUAAUCUAAAUUAGGAGUUGUGGAUGUUGAGAUAAUGACCGAUAAUUCAAAAGUUUUGAGGCAAAGUUUGUGCAUAUCAUUGUCAUUAGCGCGUAAGUCGGGCUCCCCCCCGGUGUUUAGUGUGUUAUAGCAGCGGCAGACAGUAUUUUAGGAAAUGGUGCUGAUUGUGUUUGCUAACGGAUCAAAAGAGAAUUUUAUUUGAUUGUGUGUAUUGAAGUAGCAGCGAUAAUUAGGCGUCGAGAUGUAUCCAGCGCCGACGCGGCACCCGGCUGCCGCGGUAAGGGGACCUCAGCCUACGUCUGGGCCCAUAAAGUUUACGAUAGCCGACACUUUAGAACGUAUCAAAGAAGAGUUUAACUUUUUACAAGCCCAAUAUCACACAUUGAAGUUAGAAUGUGAGAAACUGGCAAGUGAGAAAACAGAAAUGCAAAGGCAUUAUGUUAUGUAUUACGAGAUGUCGUAUGGACUUAACGUGGAAAUGCAUAAACAGACUGAAAUAGCAAAGAGGCUUAACGCUAUAAUAGCCCAAGUUCUGCCGUUCCUUGCGCAAGAACAUCAGCAGCAAGUGGCGUCAGCGGUGGACAGAGCGAAGCAGGUCACCAUGUCUGAGCUCAACGCUAUCAUUGGGCAGCAACAGCAACAAGGCCUCCAGCAACUCCUUCAGCAGAUCCAUGCUUCGGCGGGCCUGUCACACGGAGUGGGCGGGGCUUCGGGUCUGCUUGGGGCGGGCGGGUUACUCUUCGCGCCGGGGGCGGGGCCGCCGCCGCCGCCGCACUUGCCGCCGCAAGCGCAUAAGGUGGAACUACCUCCCCCGGCGGACAUCAAGCCCCCAGUCUUGCCAGGGGGGCCGGCCCCGCCCCCCUUGUUGCCGGGGCAACCGCCGCCUCGCGAGGAUGACAGGCACGCAGCGUCCAGGGCUAUGCAACAAUUACCCUUCCAGAGACGUUCGGUGUCGCCGCACGAGCGCGAGCAAAAGUACCGGCCGCGCUCCCCAGCCGAACCGGAGGCUUUGGACGCCAAGCGACGGAAGGAGGAGAAGGUACUCAGUCAUGUGAGUCUGUGUAGUGACAGCGACGCGGAAAAAAGUGACCAAGAUCUUGUAGUAGAUGUGGCCAAUGAGGAAGAGAGGGGUUCCCCAAGCGUUCGCACUGAGGGCGGGGAAAGAACUGAAAAUGGACCGAGGCCGCCUUCUAGAUCCGGUUCAUCUUCAAGUCGUUCCACGCCCAAGAGCUCUAAAGAUGAAAAACCCGGAACGCCAGGUGCUAAAAUGGGGCGGGCUUCCACGCCCACGGGAUCGGGGCGUGGCUACGGGUUCCCGGGGUACGCGGGGUACCGGCCGCCGCACCCCUACGACCCGCCGCCCCAUCAUAGGACCAACGGGAUCGCGCCAGCCAAGCCAGCGUACUCAUAUCACACAUGUGGCGGGCCUCUCCAGCCCGUCCCAUUCCCGGCCGACGCGCUAAUCGGCCCGGGGAUUCCCCGGGGCGCGAGGCAAGUGGCUGCCUUGCCUCACGGUGAAGUGGUGUGUGCUGUGGCCCUAUCCCUUAGUAAUGGGGCUCGACACGCUUACACGGGAGGCAAGGGGUGUGUUAAACUAUGGGAUAUCACGAAUCCGGUGUCACCUACAACGCUGGAACCUCUUUCACAGUUGGAUUGCUUGCAAAGAGACAACUACAUAAGAUCAGUAAAGCUACUGCCGGACGGGCGGACCCUUAUUGUAGGCGGGGAGGCGUCCAACCUAUCGAUAUGGGACCUCGCGUCGCCCACGCCUCGUAUGAGGGCCGAACUGACCUCGUCCGCGCCUGCGUGCUACGCGCUCGCUAUCAGUCCCGACUCUAAGGUAUGCUUCAGUUGCUGUUCAGACGGAAACAUAGCUGUAUGGGAUCUACAGAACCAAACAUUAGUUAGACAAUUCCAAGGACAUACAGACGGCGCGUCGUGCAUAGACAUAAGCCCGGACGGCACGCGGCUGUGGACCGGCGGGCUGGACAACACUGUGCGCUCGUGGGACCUGCGCGAAGGCCGCCAGCUGCAUCAGCAUGACUUCAGCAGCCAGAUCUUCAGCCUGGGCUACUGUCCCACCGGUUCAUGGCUCGCGGUCGGCAUGGAGAAUUCUCACGUGGAAGUGUUACACGCGGGCAAACCGGACCGCUACCAGCUAUUACUGCACGAAUCGUGCGUGCUAUCACUACGAUUUGCCAGUUGUGGCAAAUGGUUCGUGUCUACAGGGAAGGAUAACCUACUAAACGCGUGGCGCACGCCGUACGGUGCCAGUAUAUUCCAGUCCAAGGAGUCGUCAUCAGUGCUCAGUUGUGAUAUAUCGGCGGACGAUAAGUUCAUAGUGACGGGCUCCGGCGACAAGAAGGCAACGGUUUACGAGGUCGUCUACUGAAUAAUCUCAAAUGAACUUGCGGUCCAGUGAAGUGAGAUUGGUUUUAUACUGACGGUUGGUGUUGGCUGUUCGACUUGACAAGGUCUGGUAUGUCGAAUAAAUAACGAGUUUGAAUUUAGAACUCUGGAAUGGCUGAGUUUGAAUUAUGUACUUGGGAAUGGCUGAAUUUGAAUUAUGAACUUGGGAAUGGUUGAGUUUUGACUUGAAAACUCUGGAAUGGCUGGGUUUGUUGAAUCGAAGAAUCGAGAAUGCCUGAGUUUGAAUAAAGGACUCGGAUGUGGCUGAGUUUGAAUUAUGAACUCGGGAAUGACAGAUAAAAUUAAGUACUCUGAAAUGGCGGAGUUUGAAAAAGGAAUCAGGAAUUUCUGAGUUUAAAAAAGGACUCAGAAAUGGCUCAGAUUGAAUAAAGAGCUGGAGAACAGCAGAGAGAAUUCAAACGAUUGAGUUCAUUUUGAAUUUAUAAGUUGAGUUAUUGUUGUUAAGGAUUCGUUUUUAUUAUAAGCUUACCACAUACACUCUAGCAGCAAAUAUGUGCGGUACAUACUUUUCUUUUUCAAAAUUUUACACGUAGCGUAUCUUAACAGAACUGAAUUUAUAAAAAAAAGGUUGUAAGUUAAUUUAAGAGGUAAGAAAAAAGAGCAUAGCUCUAAUUUGUCAUCAGCCAAUCCCAAUCACGUUAAUUUAAGUGUAAUUUUAAUGUAACUGAUAGAAAUAGAUCAAUGUUGCACCGUUAAACAUUAAUAUUUUAGUGUUAUUGUAUAUUUUUAUAAUGAAAUAAGAAAAAAACAUUUUUUAUUAUUUUCCAUGAGUUGAGUUAGUUUAGGGUCCAUUUCUUACAUGUAUUAAAUUAUUUUACAGUCCAAUCAUCACAAUGGACUAACGUGACUAUUUUAAUAACGUAGAUCUUUAAAAUCGUAUACAUAUCUUUAUUUUUUCAGUAUAUUUUCGAAGAUUUAUUGUAAAAAAGAUACCAUAAAACUAUUAGGUCCCUAAGUAAACACAUUAUGAAAAAUUUACAUUAAUAGGACUUCAUUUUAUUUGAUAGAUUUUUUUUUAUAAAAAUAAGGAUGUUUUAAAAAAAAUGCUUUACGGUUGAUGUUUCUUUUCAUCGACAAACUUCACGUAGAAGAAACGCACACACGCUUUUAGUGGAUUGCGAGAGAAUAUCAUGAAUACGGAACCCAUCUUAAGCCAAAACAAUACAAUGACCAUCGUAAUUUAGACCUAAUGAUUUGAAAUAAAAGUGAAACCUAUAGCAAUGUGACAUCUAAGGUUGCACCAACAUUGGCACAAGAUGGCGCCACCAGUAAAUGUCAACAUUUUUUCACUUGUCAUUCUGCUUUAGACAGAUAAUUUUUUUUUAACAUUUCUUGGAGACCUGUAUUAAAUCUUCUAUUUUACUAGAGAUUUAUCCUAAAAAGUGGGUUCCAUAUUUAAUUAACAAUAUCAUACCAUACCAAUUUGUGAAAUAUGUUCGCGAAGAAAAUCUAAACCGGUGCUGAAUAGGAUAGUCGACUAACUUUGAUCGUAACAAAAUGAACAA